UGUGUGUGUGUGUGUGAACCAUAGACUGUAAAAAGAACAGAGUACAGCUUUUGCAUUGUGUGCUAGGCUACGUCAUUGUGAUCCAUGAGAAUUCUCUCCGCUCCCCAUAUCGUCACUCCGGCCGGUCCUCGACUCUGAAACGGCUUCGACUAGACAGUAUCACCAGGUAAAUCUAAUGGGACAAUCAAGGCGUUUGAUUCCAUUUGCCUCGUCGCACUGAGGUUGGAGAGGAGGACAUUAGCCUACCACCCCGAAGUGAAAAUCAAACCCCAACGAAAUGACAACCAAGGAGUCCGAGGAUGUGAGUCUCUCCAUACCACUGUGCAUAUACAACGGGGCUUCCCAAACCAACAGCACCUGCAUGGACCAAAUGGACCGCUUCUUCCAACCGUUCUCCUCGACCUUUGCGCUCAUGGUGCUGUUGGCCAUGAUCAUUGGGAUAAUAUUGGUUUCCCUGGCAGCAUUUCACUUUAACAAGAGGAGGAUGAAGAACAGGAAGAUCCAGCGUGCCCAGGAGGAAUACGAGCGUGACAACCGCAGCCCGUCCACCAAGGCGAAGAGAGAACCCACGAGACCAUGCAUUAUUGUCCGACCGUCGCCUCCAGAUAGCGAACACCAGCCACACUGCGUUGUCCAAAAUACCAGUUGUCACAUUCAGGAGGACCCUGAUACCUUACCCAUUGCAAAGAAUGAGUCAGAAUUGGAUAUGGCACACAUUGAGCAAGGAGAUGGACAAGUCCUGGAAACGGUCGUCUUGUCUUGAUAACGCUGCAGUUGAAAAUGUUGGGACUUUGUAAAUAGACAACAUAUCCACGUUAUCGUUCAGCUGUAACUGACUGAAAGAAACUCUCAACGUCAAUUUGGGAUAAACUGGGAUAAGCAAUAUGGCACAAAAACAAACACUAUGACCUCAAGGAACUAUGUUUGCCAUUUCAUCAUAAAUCACACUCAGUGGAUUAAUAUCUGUGCCACGUUUAUAAAUCGUGUAUAAAAGUAGAAUAAUUCAGUAUAUUAGAAUAUAUUUGUGGGAUAAUUUCAGCAAAGGACCAUUUGGUAAAGUAUUGUAAAUUGAAGAAAGCCUAUGGGUGAAGGAUAAUGAUGUCCACUAGAAAGAGCGCUGUCCAUAUUGCUGAAAUGUAGAUACUGUACAUUCAUAUAUUUCCUUGUGUAGAUGUAAAUUGCUAGUUGUCCUUAAAGUAUUCUAAAGUAUUUAUUUCUACAACUACUAUUCUACUCCUGAACUUGCAAAUUGUAGAAUUAGAUUUCUACCUAAAGGACUAUUCCCACAUGUUCACUCAACCCUUUUAAAAGUAACUGUCCAGUGAAAAUCUCACUUUUAAAAGUUCAUAUUAUGUUAUCUCAUACCCAAAUAAUGUUGUUGACUCAUCCUAUACUCGUAUUUGUGACCAAAGCAUAAAAAUAAACCUCAAACUUGUAUCUCAAACAGACCAUUUUAAAGAAUGCUUGCUAUUUCCUUAUAGAGGAUGAUGUCAUCUUCCUGAGGAGGAUGAGCUGGCCAAUCAACAGUCUACCCGCAUGAAUAUUUUUAAUAGUGAUAUGCGCACCAUUCUGUUGUUGGGGUACACCCACACCAUUCCAACAUAGAAAAACUGCUUUUUAACAUACUUAAUUACACUU
Messenger RNA from Coregonus clupeaformis (lake whitefish), 1638 nucleotides. RefSeq lists its product as uncharacterized. Bases 278 to 763 code for a protein of 161 amino acids. Lineage: Eukaryota; Metazoa; Chordata; Actinopteri; Salmoniformes; Salmonidae. The transcript is spliced from 2 exons. The record is from RefSeq and is a predicted model, not a curated record.